Culex pipiens pallens (northern house mosquito) is the source of this 599-nucleotide messenger RNA. Its product is annotated as general odorant-binding protein 66-like. Bases 70 to 597 code for a protein of 175 amino acids. Gene Ontology annotation, molecular function: odorant binding. The record is from RefSeq and is a predicted model, not a curated record. The transcript is spliced from 5 exons. Lineage: Eukaryota; Metazoa; Arthropoda; Insecta; Diptera; Culicidae.
CAAGGCAAACCAUACUCAGAUUAUUGGCACAUUCAGAAUUAAAAGCUAGCAUCAUUUUCCGUCUUCAAUAUGCUUACAACAGUUGCUCUUGGAUUUCUAGUGUUAACGCUUCAUCAAGCCAACAGCCAGGAAUGUAUCGACAGGAAAAAAUAUGAAGCUCAAGUCAAUGCUUGUUGUGACUUUCCUCAAUUUUUUACUUCACCGUCAAACUACCAACGGCAAGCCUGUCAGGAGGAAUUGAAAAAUAUGGCCUUGGAUAGGGACAAUCAAAUUGUAUGUGCCGUAAAAUGCCAGAUGGAAAAGCAAGGUAUUCUAGAGAAGGACAGGGUGGACGUUAAAAAGUCGAAUGAACUCACCAAACACCUGGACGAGGAAACCAGGGACGUUAUGGCACGGCUCAUUGAGAUGUGCGUCAGGAUUACCAACGAGCAACGGUCACACUUGACGAAAACCCAGUACAAGUGCAGCUUCUUUGCGUAUGGUUUUUUGCUCUGCCUUACCGAAAAAAUGCGCGCCAAUUGUCCGGACAAGUAUUGGAAGAGCGGAGGAAUUUGCGACAAAUGGGAUAAACUUGGAUACUGCGACGAUGGGAACUAAAA